This is a messenger RNA of Aedes aegypti (yellow fever mosquito), 985 nucleotides long. RefSeq names its product larval cuticle protein A2B. The coding region runs from base 124 to 732 and encodes 202 amino acids. Gene Ontology annotation, cellular component: extracellular matrix. The record is from RefSeq and is a predicted model, not a curated record. The transcript has 4 exons. NCBI's taxonomy places the organism in Eukaryota, Metazoa, Arthropoda, Insecta, Diptera, Culicidae.
GUAUAUAAAGUGCGUACACUGGACCCGAAACGGUAUCAAAGUUUAGUAAACCAGCAACGUUACAACACACGUGUUCGCUACUUUUCCAGUAACCAGCUCAGAACAAAUUCCAAGCCGCCGAAAAUGUUGUCCAAGGUAUUCGUCCUGCUCGCUGUCGUCGCCGUUGGCGUCCACUCAGUGGCAAUCGGCGUCGCUGCACCGGUUGCCACCGUCGUCAAGACUGAAGAAUACGAUCCCCAUCCACAGUACAGCUACUCGUACGGAGUGCACGAUGCCGUCACCGGAGACAACAAGGAACAGCACGAGACCCGCGAUGGCGAUGUUGUGACUGGCCAGUACUCCCUCGUUGAACCCGAUGGCACCCGUCGCACCGUGGACUACACUGCCGAUCCCGUCAACGGAUUCAACGCAGUCGUAAGCAAGUCCGGCGAACCUGCACCGGUUGUGAAGACCGUAGCCGUUGCCCACCAUGCCCCAGCAGUUGCCGUCGCCCAUGCCCCGGCCUUAGCAGUUGCCCACGCUCCAGCUGUCGUCACCCAUGCAGCUCCUGCUCUGACCUAUGCCCACGCCCCAGUAGCCUACCACCACACUCCAGCUGUGGCGUACCAUGCACCUGCUGUAGCCGUGGCACACGCCCCAGUGGCCUAUCAUCACCCAUCUGCGCUGCUGUCCCACGAAUUGCACGAGCUGCACCACGAACCACUGCUGUCUCACACGCUGUACCACCACUAAAGGGGGUCAACUUCGGAAGCGUUCCGGAUUCGUAACCCCUCCCUCUCGGACCAUGCGGCAAUGAAUUCGAACUUGGAUUGGACCUCCCCACCAACAUUGACGGCACUAUUACGUUCGUAGGUUUUAUACGAUGACUCAAAUUUGUUCUGUUCUGUAGUUACACACACACACUGGUUGCAACAUGAGAUGAGAUUAUCGAAUAAAGUAUUUGUUUUUUUUUUAUUCUUAUACAAUUGCUAAUUAGUAAUGUAAG